Messenger RNA from Alternaria postmessia, 1911 nucleotides. RefSeq lists its product as uncharacterized. The transcript is spliced from 2 exons. Bases 1 to 1911 code for a protein of 636 amino acids. Lineage: Eukaryota; Fungi; Ascomycota; Dothideomycetes; Pleosporales; Pleosporaceae. The record is from RefSeq and is a predicted model, not a curated record.
AUGGAUCACCUACCCACGCCUAUCGAUGGACAACAUCCACGUGUUCAAAUGUACGCCGAAGCCAACACUACAUUUCUUCCAGAACAGUUCUUUACGUUGCCGAGUGAAUGGGGCUACGAAAACACGCUCGAACUUGUGGAGCUUGGGCUCGGCAGCAAGAUAAAGGACCGGAAAGUCAACGAGUUUCUUCAAUCUUGGCUCUUUUUUGCUCUGCUUGCUCAGAUUCUGAAUCGCCCUAUUGAAAACGAGAAGUUCCGGUAUGGCACGUCGGGGGUCCACACCGAACCUCUUUCAAAAAUGAUCAAAGACGCGGUUCAGGAAGAGCGAGCAGAAACCGAACUCAAGGCAACAUCACGCGACGUUCGUUUUCAAUGGUCAGAGGGCGCAGAUGACAAGAGUCUUCAUGGGGUAAGCCGCGUGCAGAAGAACAGAUGGUUCAGAGCAAACAUGGCACUCGAACAAGCAAGCCGAUUCAUCUCCAAGCACUGUUCCUACAAGCGCCUCGCCGAAGACGGGCAGCCGACAGUCGAUCUACCAUCUCCACUUAUGGAUGAAGAGAUUGCGGAGCCUCGCGCUAACGAGCUCAAACGUGACGAUUCAGGCGGAGACGAUCGCAACAUGCUCGAGUGUCAGGUUGAGACGCUGCAGAAAACCUUCAACAAAAUCCACUCGGGGAGUGCCGUCAUUACUUCCCAAGACAAUAUUCCUUUUUAUGUGGAUGUGUUGUGCAUGCCAAAACAACCAACGGCCCGCGCAAAGACGAUCAACCAGUUGAAACACAUCUACCACAGGGCCUUUGCGGUCCUGGUAUGGGAUAGGAACUUGCUCGAAAGACAAUUUUCUGGAGACAUAUUCGAAACCAGCAUGCGGAUUCGCGCUGGCGAUUGGAUCACUCGACUUUGGACAUUUCAGGAGAUUAUCCUAGCACAGAAUGGUGCUAUUCACAUUGCCUUUGACAAGGAAAACACUAUCAGUGUCAGCGAUAUGCAAAAGAAGCGGGUAAAAGUUCGCGAGAAUCUCAUGGACAGCCACCACUACGUCCGAAGAGCAGGGCAUCCUUUCAGUAAAGCAAUAAGAGAUCUUCGGAAGAAGCCCGAUCACCGCGUAGAGCGAGCAUGGGAAGCUGUACAAUAUCGACAGAUCAGAAAUGCCGACGAUGAGACCAUUGUUCUUGCCAGCGUUCUUGGGAUGGAUGUCCUCACCAUCCAACAGAUCGAUGAAACUUCCACGGAUCGAGACAAGAUCGCCGACGAGCGAAUGGCAGAGUUUCUCCAUAUGCUGGAUGAAACACCAGGGCUUGGCAUACCAUCAGGUCUCAUCUUCCUUCCUGGAUCCAAACUAUCCAUUAAGGGCUUCGAGUGGGCACCAUCCACAUGGCUCACGAAACACUUGCAUCCUCAUAGGCUACUCAGCCCUAUUGGACAAGCAGCCACGCUUAUGAGAGACGGUGCUCUCGUGCGAUUUCCAGGCAUUCUACUGCAUUGUCCUAACAAAGGAGUUGAACAAUCAACAUUCUGGUUUCCAGUGCAUGAAAGCAUGCACAAAUGGUUCAAAGUGAAGGUCGAUGUUAAGCCAGAAAGGUGGGCGCAAUUCUGGCAGCGUGCCAGCUGCCCAGAUGAUCCAGAGCCCGCAAUAAUCCUGUGCAAUGGAGAUGCGCGAAACAAAUGGGGAGUUGGUGUGUUGGUAAAAUCCAAAGGAUUUCUGAAGAAGGGCGAGAUAAGGCUUGUUGAGCUCUUGUCUAGGGUCUGGAUCCGUCUCGAGACAAACCCCAAAGUCAUCAGCGAUUGGAUCUCAAAUAUGCAAAAACAUAGCGAUCAUGUCAUGUUCGGAGAGAGGUUGGGCGUUCAGCAGGAAUGGUGCGUAGGGGGGAGGCCCGCGGUGACGCCGUGUGACAGCAGUACGGCACAGUAG